Messenger RNA from Passer montanus (Eurasian tree sparrow), 2246 nucleotides. It is a transcript of the gene LRATD1, whose product is annotated as LRAT domain containing 1. The record is from RefSeq and is a predicted model, not a curated record. Bases 157 to 1011 code for a protein of 284 amino acids. The transcript has 2 exons. Lineage: Eukaryota; Metazoa; Chordata; Aves; Passeriformes; Passeridae.
GCGCGGGCGGAGCAGCCGGGUGGCGGCGGCGUGCACGGGUGGCGCUUCCUCUGCGGCGCCCAUGGGGACAGGACGACUUUAAAGGAGUUUGGGGGGGUUCUGGCGCUGGGCGACCACGGAUCCGGCGAUUUCUGCCCUCGCCUCGCCCUGUCAUUGAUGGGAAAUCAACUGGAUCGCAUCACCCACCUGAAUUACAGCGAACUGCCGACCGGGGACCCCUCGGGGAUCGAGAAGGACGAGCUGCGCGUCGGGGUGGCUUACUUCUUUUCGGAUGAGGAGGAGGACCUGGACGAGCGAGGCCAGCCAGAUAAGUACGGCGUGAAGGGCUCCGGCAGCCCUGGGCAGGAGACGCCCACCCACCACCUCCACCAUCAGCUAGUGCUGAACGAGACUCAGUUCUCCGCUUUCCGCGGCCAGGAAUGCAUCUUCUCCAAGGUCAGCAGCGGCCCCCAGGCUGGGGACCUCAGCGUCUACUCGGUGUCAGCCCUGCCAGCCCUCUGCAAGCCGGGAGACCUGCUGGAGCUGCUCUACCUGGGGCCGUCGGAGCACCCGCCGCCGCACUGGGCCGUGUACGUGGGCGGCGGGCAGAUCAUCCACCUGCACCAGGGGCAGAUCCGCCAGGACAGCUUGUACGAGGCGGCCGCGGGCAACGUGGGCCGGGUGGUGAAUAGCUGGUACCGCUUCCGCCCGCUGGUGGCGGAGCUGGUGGUGCAGAACGCCUGCGGGCACCUGGGCUUAAAAAGCGACGAGAUCUGCUGGACUAACUCCGAGAGCUUCGCCGCCUGGUGCCGCUUCGGGAAACGGGAGUUCAAAGCCGGGGGGGAGCUGCAGGCGGCUGCUGGCACCCAGCACCAGCAGCAGUACUAUCUCAAAAUCCACUUGGCAGAGAACAAGGUGCAUACGGUGAGGUUCCACAGCCUGGAGGAUCUAAUACGCGAGAAGCGCAGGAUCGAUGCCAGUGGCAAACUGAGGGUGAUCAAGGACCUGGAUAUAGUGGAUGGGAAAGAAUAGGGAGGAGCAGGAGUACGUGGCUAUCUUCCUUCUGCCCUGCCCGGGGAGACCAGCCUGCUGUAGAGUCAGGAGGCUGCACCCUCCUUCCGUGGGACGCGACUGGAAGCAGGAUCCAUGGCAACAUUCCAAAAAAAACCAGCAUUCUUUACACUCAUAGCCAGUAUUUUGUUUGGCUUUUAAUAGCAUUAAUGCUGAAAGAGCGAGAGAGAGGAAGAAAAGAGGGGGGAGGUGCAGGAAGGCUGUUCUCAGAGUAUGUGGACAAAGUCUCUCCUGUCAAUUGAUGUUGACCAUUCUAGCAACAUGCCAAUAAAAUUUCAAAUUGAAAUUUCUUUUUAAAUUUUUAUUUCAUGGCUUUAAUCCAUGAUAAGUUUUAAGCAUCUGGGACUGUGGAUGUGGAUGUAGCUAAAUGGCAUUUUAGCUAAUAUUUGCCUUGUGGCCAACCAAAAGCAUCAGUCAUACUUUGCUAACUGGGAGAGAAAGGGGGUGUUGGGGUGGAGGGUAAAUGCCUGUUUGUUUGUUUUGUUCCUCCACACUGCUGCUUCAGUCUAUAGCUGCAACCCAAAUUUUGUCCCAGCCAACUCUGGCAAGCUAUUUUCUAGGAAAAAAUAAUUUCACAUUUCUCCUUGAAAUCUAUCACAUUUAAAAUAUUUGCCUUUGCUUUCUGUUUGCAGCUCUCUGCUAAAUAUCAUCAUAAUGCAUGAGCUCUUUCCACCUCUUCCCUCCUCCCACCCUCCCUGCCUUUUUUUCUCUUUUUUUUUAAUUAAAAAAAAGUUGGUGAGCAGCUGUUUUCCUAAAACUAAAUUAAUGCUUAAAAGGAAGUGGUGUAUUUUGGAGAACUUUGAGUAUACUCAAAGAUCCAGCCACUAGGAUUUCAUGCUUGAGCUGUGGAUUUUGUACCACUGCUUCGAUAUCUCUUCAUACACAGGUCAAUAGAAUCCUGCAAGAAACAAUUUUGAAUUCUGCAUGUUGCCUCUUUGGAACAGCAAGAUAUUGCAUAUUUACAAUUCCACUUAAAGAAAUAGAUGUAAUGUGGCCAAGUUCAUCUUGCAUUUCAAAUUCCCAGGAACUAAAAAUCCUGUUCAGUGUAAGUUUAGAAAGCCACAGCAGCAUUUAAAAGAUGCCUUUUAAUGUGAUGUGAGCAAUGCCUUUUCUGUAUUUCAGAUCCUGUUCACUCAUUGCUUAAUUCUAAGUUUUGAAGUGAAAGAUCAGAAAAUUAAAUAUAUUUUUUAAAAAUC